AUGGUCUGUCGUAGUGGUACAACACAAGGUGAAAUACUCGUCGACAACAUCGACUGUUGGGGAUUACCCAUGGGUGAACAGAGAUAUAUCUACAUUUCUGACUACGUAAAACAUGAAGUAAGACGAUAUCAACUGAGUGAGAAGAAUGGCACUCUCGUAGCUGGUGGUAAUGGUAAAGGUAAUGGACUCAGUCAACUCAACGAUCCGAGAUAUCUCUUUGUCGAUCGACAACAGAAUGUAUACGUAUCAGACAACAGCAAUCAUCAUGUAAUGAAAUGGAAUAAAGGUGCAAAAGAAGGUAUUGUGGUCGCUGGAGGACAAGGUCGAGGAAAUGCUCUGACAUAA
Messenger RNA from Rotaria socialis, 345 nucleotides. The record is from the annotation of a GenBank genome assembly. Lineage: Eukaryota; Metazoa; Rotifera; Eurotatoria; Philodinida; Philodinidae.